UGCACAGAUGCACAUUACUCCUGCGUGUAUCCACCAUGUCCUUGCACUUGUUUUUCAUAACUUUGUGUGUGUCUUUCACUCAUCCAGGCGGGAGUGAUGUUCUGCAUGCCUACUCUCCUGGGGACAUCAUCAUCGGAGGACUUUUCCCUUUUCACAAACAAACUGAUAGAAACACAACACAUGGACCGUCCUCCUGCAGCGAGUUUGACCUUCAGACAUUCCUCCAAAGUCAGGUGAUGAUAUACGCCAUCAGAGAAAUAAACCAGCGGACACCGAGGGUUCUUCCCAACAUCACCAUCGGAUACGACAUCUACGACACCUGUGGAGACGUCAGCUUCGCUAUCGAAGCAACGCUAAAGCUUCUGAAGGAUCAGUCAGACCCUAAGAGCUGUUUGGUAUCUGAAAACUUUCAAACCAAAACAAAGGCAGUGAUUGGUGCAAAACAUUCUGAAGUGUCGAUAGCUGUCGCACGGGUUGUUGCUUUGUCCUCAGUCACCCAGAUUAGUUACACAUCGACCACCCAGCUCCUGAGCAGGAAGUUGAAGUUCCCCACUUUUCUGCGAACAAUAUCAAGCGAUGAAUAUCAGACAAAGGCCAUGGCGGAGCUGGUGGGGAAGUUUAACUGGAAAACUGUGGCCAUUAUAGGAAGUGAUGAUGAGUAUGGGAAAUAUGGCAGUGAUAACCUUUUCGACCUCUUCAGUGAAAUGAAAGAUGUCUGCGUUGAAUUUCUUGAAAUCCUGCCAGGUGACUUUUCCAAUAAAAAAAAUACCAGCCGAGAUCAACACCAGCCGAGGUUCGACAACAAUCUGUGGAGCAUCAUUUAUAACUCCUCUGCUGAGGCCAUCAUCCUGUUCACCAAGCUGUCCAAUGUUGAAGUCAUCAUGCAAGAAGCAAUUAGAAACAACCUCAAUAGAACUUGGAUUGCCAGUGAUAGCUGGUCCACCUCUGAAAGUAUCUUUAAACUCCGUGGAAUUGAGAGGGCAGGUCAGGUUUUCGGGUUCAUCUCCAAGAGGAAAAAGGUUCCCGGUUUUAAAGACUACGUCCUCUCAAAGUUCAACGGAACCACAAACACCAUCCUGGAGCAUUUCCUGACACUCAAUCCACUUUGUCCUAAACAACCUGAGGAGAACAGUGAAGCAAACUGCUUGAUACAAAACAGUCAACAAGGCUCCAACCGAAGUCUGGACCUGAGAUGCUUGGCAAAUCACAUCGACCAGGAUACAUCAUACAAUACCUACUUAGCCGUUCAAGUCGUUGUUGAGGGUCUCAGACGCCUGCUGAAGUGUGACAGUCACCACUGUGGACGCAGUGCCGAUUUCACAGCCUAUGAGCUUCUUUUGGAAAUCAAGAAAGUCAACUUUACUGUGGACACCACACAAAUAGAGUUCGACUCCAAUGGAGACCCUAUAAGUUUAGGAUUUGAUGUUGUCUACUGGAACAUGACUGCAUCAGAUAUACAAACCAUCGGAGAGUACUGGCCAAAUAAAUGUAUCAAGCUUCCGGUUGAACUUGUUGAGAAAAUGAGCAAUGUGUUGGUCACUGCCUACAACUGCUCUAAAACAUGUGAACAAGGACAGGAGCUGAAAAUCAAACACAAGUGCUGUUAUAGCUGUGAAUCGUGUGCAGAAGGAGACUUCUCCCCCGGAAAUGGUUCGAAGUGUGAAAAGUGUGGUGUGGAGAGGUAUUCCUCUCCACUGAAGGAUACCUGUUUGGACAAAACCGUUGAAUUCCUUCUCUGGUCCAACGCCUUCAUCAUCAUUCUGAGUUGCUUGGCAGUCUUCGGGAUCCUCGUCAUCGUUGUGUUUGCUGUUCUGUUUACUAUCUAUCGUAGAACUCCCAUUGUGAAGGCUGUUGGCGGUUACUUGUGUUUCUUGGAGCUUCUCUCCUUGCUGGCCUGCUUCUGCCUGAUUUUUAGCUUCAUAGUAGAACCCACUAAAGCCUCCUGCAGGUUAGGUCUGCCUUUGUUUGGCAUUUCCUGCUCCCUCUGCAUCUCCUGCAUUCUGGCCAACCUGCUCCAAAUCUUACUCAGCUUCAACUUUGAUUGGAGCAAAGGCUCCUGGAUGAAAAAGCUUAAUCAGCCAGCAUUGAUCGUGAUCGUUGUCCCUGGGGUCCAGUUGGCGCUGUGUGUGCCAUGGUUAUACUUCUACCCCCCCAGUACAGAUGAAAUUAUAUUGGUGAAUACCAUCCUGAAGCAGUGUACCAAAGGCUCCAAAUUGUUCUUCAUAGCCAUGUUGUGCUACAACUCUUUCCUGGCCCUCAUUUGUUUUUUGUUCGCAUUCAAAGGCAAAAAGUUGCCCGAUUUGUACAAAAAUGCAAGUCUUGUCUCCAUGAGUAUGAUGCUGUUUCUGAUCGUUUGGAUCCUCUUCAUCCCCAUUUAUAUCAGCAACUUUGGGAAGUACAAAAGAGCCAUACAGAGUGCAGCCAUUCUCGUUUUUGGCUACAGCAUCCUCUUCCUUCACUUGGCCCCAAAGUGUUACAUCAUGGUGUUCAGAAAAGAGAUCAAUAAUGAGAGGGCCAUAACCGAGUACAUCCGGAAACAUUAUGAGCAGAGAGGCAUCGCUGUGGUGAAAUCAUAAUCUCACAUGCACACAGCUGAAUUAAUGACAAAACAUUUCAAAUUGAAAUACAAAUCAUUGAAAUGUGGAGAAUAUUGAAGUAUACGAGCCAGACAGGAGAGAAGUAAAAUCUGAAAAGAAAGCAUUUUGUUAAAUGAAGAGCAGAAAUUUGGAGUUUUUCAUCUCUGUUCUCGUCAGUUUUUUCUUUUUUUUUCUUCAACAUUUAACUUCAUUCUCAACAUUGGAUUUAUCCAUGUCAUUUUGACUUUAUUGUUAAAACUUUCAGCUCUUCAUGUUUCAUCUCAUUCUCCACAUUUGAAUUAAUUCUCAACAUUUUGGCUCAAUAUUUCAUCUUUAUUAACAACAUUCAACUCUAUUCCCACUAUUUGUUCUCUACCUCUGUCUAGACAAUCCUCCCUCAUUCUCAACAAUCUGACUUCAUUGUUGACCUUUGUGCUUUUUUUCAUAAAGGUAAUAUUCUUGACAUUUCAACUUUAUUCUCAACACUGCAUCUCAAUUCUGGAAUUUUAAAUGGAAACAAAAUCAGAUUUCUAAUAUUUUGUUCUAUACAGAUGUACAAUUGUGUUUUUAAACUGCAAUUGAAUUAUUGUGUGUGUAGAUAACUCAGCUUUGUUACGAGCAGGCAGAUUCUGUUACCAUUGUACAUUUUUUUCUGUCUUCAUGCUAAGCUAAGCUAUGCUAUGCUAAGCUAAAUUGACCAGCAUCAUCCUUGAUGUGUGGCAGAUGGAUGAAGUCUCAUCUAACCUACAGGUUACUACAGGUUUACUAGUGAGUGUCACUAAACACUGUUUGUGCAGAGUAUUGCUUCUGUCUGAUCAUAAAAUACAAUUUACUUAAAAUCUGCUGCUGUAUCAUGAGACUCUUAACCUACGUUUCUCCCUUAUCAAAAUUUGAAAACAAUUAAUGAAUGGGACAAAACCUAUACAGGUUGAACAUACAGUAUGUGUUGUAUGACACCUUUUACCUCCUUUACUUUUGCUCUGUAAAUAUUGAUAUUUGUGCGUGUUGGCAGUCGUAAACAAGCUUAUCAGUUUUACAUUUCUAACCAAAUAGCCUUCAGGUUGUGUCAGACACUCGAACUAAACAGAUCAUGAAAGGACGGGUAGUUUUGUUAUUUGCUGCUUUUAACUUUAUCUGAUAUUUCUUUUCUUUUGUAUUUGAUAAUGGUAUAUUAUUUGUCUUUAAAAGAGACGAUUUUUUGGCUGAUGCUUCAUAAAGGACUUUACACUGUCAAAUGUUUUCUUUUAUUUAUGGGGGAUGCUUAGGUUAAAAAAAAAAAGAAAAGGGAACCUUCCAACAAUCCUUCUGUUUUGGGUCAGGAUGAUGUUAGGCAUAUGAACAGCAUCUGAUGAGUGGACAAUCUCAUUUCCCCCACCUCUGAUUGUGUUGCUUUGAAGCCAGAUGGUUGGUUGUGUUUUUCUGUCUGAUGUGAUCUUUGUUUUUAAUGUGCUGUAAACCAGUUUUAACUGAGUCAGGUCCAUUUAACUAUAACUUCUGUAAUGUUACUUUUAAUAUUUCCUGUAUUAUAACAUGGAUGGUGUGCCAUGGUUAUACUUCUACCCCCCCAGUACAGAUGAAAUGAUAUUGGUGAAUACCAUCCUGAAGCAGUGUACCAAAGGCUCCAAAUUGUUCUUCAUAGCCAUGUUGUGCUACAACUCUUUCCUGGCCCUCAUUUGUUUUUUGUUCGCAUUCAAAGGCAAAAAGUUGCCCGAUUUGUACAAAAAUGCAAGUCUUGUCUCCAUGAGUAUGAUGCUGUUUCUGAUCGUUUGGAUCCUCUUCAUCCCCAUUUAUAUCAGCAACUUUGGGAAGUACAAAAGAGCCAUACAUAGUGCAGCCAUUCUCGUUUUUGGCUACAGCAUCCUCUUCCUUCACUUGGCCCCAAAGUGUUACAUCAUGGUGUUCAGAAAAGAGAUCAAUAAUGAGAGGGCCAUAACCGAGUACAUCCGGAAACAUUAUGAGCAGAGAGGCAUCGCUGUGGUGAAAUCAUAAUCUCACAUGCACACAGCUGAAUUAAUGACAAAACAUUUCAAAUUGAAAUACAAAUCAUUGAAAUGUGGAGAAUAUUGAAGUAUACGAGCCAGACAGGAGAGAAGUAAAAUCUGAAAAGAAAGCAUUUUGUUAAAUGAAGAGCAGAAAGAAAAACAAUCGUCCUUCCUUUAGUUUAGCCUCAAUUUAUUUGGAGUUUUUCAUCUCUGUUCUCAUCAGUUUUUACUUUUUUUUUCUUCAACAUUUAACUUCAUUCUCAACAUUGGAUUUAUCCAUGUCAUUUUGACUUUAUUGUUAAAACUUUCAGCUCUUCAUGUUUCAUCUCAUUCUCCACAUUUGAAUUAAUUCUCAACAUUUUGGCUCAAUAUUUCAUCUUUAUUAACAACAUUCAACUCUAUUCCCACUAUUUGUUCUCUACCUCUGUCUAGACAAUCCUCCCUCAUUCUCAACAAUCUGACUUCAUUGUUGACCUUUGUGCUUUUUUUCAUAAAGGUAAUAUUCUUGACAUUUCAACUUUAUUCUCAACACUGCAUCUCAAUUCUGGAAUUUUAAAUGGAAACAAAAUCAGAUUUCUAAUAUUUUGUUCUAUACAGAUGUACAAUUGUGUUUUUAAACUGCAAUUGAAUUAUUGUGUGUGUAGAUAACUCAGCUUUGUUACAAGCAGGCAGAUUCUGUUACCAUUGUACAUUUUUUUCUGUCUUCAUGCUAAGCUAAGCUAUGCUAUGCUAAGCUAAAUUGACCAGCAUCAUCCUUGAUGUGUGGCAGAUGGAUGAAGUCUCAUCUAACCUACAGGUUACUACAGGUUUACUAGUGAGUGUCACUAAACACUGUUUGUGCAGAGUAUUGCUUCUGUCUGAUCAUAAAAUACAAUUUACUUAAAAUCUGCUGCUGUAUCAUGAGACUCUUAACCUACGUUUCUCCCUUAUCAAAAUUUGAAAACAAUUAAUGAAUGGGACAAAACCUAUACAGGUUGAACAUACAGUAUGUGUUGUAUGACACCUUUUACCUCCUUUACUUUUGCUCUGUAAAUAUUGAUAUUUGUGCGUGUUGGCAGUCGUAAACAAGCUUAUCAGUUUUACAUUUCUAACCAAAUAGCCUUCAGGUUGUGUCAGACACUCGAACUAAACAGAUCAUGAAAGGACGGCUAGUUUUGUUAUUUGCUGCUUUUAACUUUAUCUGAUAUUUCUUUUCUUUUGUAUUUGAUAAUGGUAUAUUAUUUGUCUUUAAAAGAGAAGAUUUUUUGGCUGAUGCUUCAUAAAGGACUUUACACUGUCAAAUGUUUUCUUUUAUUUAUGGGGGAUGCUUAGGUUAAAAAAAAAAAGAAAAGGGAACCUUCCAACAAUCCUUCUGUUUUGGGUCAGGAUGAUGUUAGGCAUAUGAACAGCAUCUGAUGAGUGGACAAUCUCAUUUCCCCCACCUCUGAUUGUGUUGCUUUGAAGCCAGAUGGUUGGUUGUGUUUUUCUGUCUGAUGUGAUCUUUGUUUUUAAUGUGCUGUAAACCAGUUUUAACUGAGUCAGGUCCAUUUAACUAUAACUUCUGUAAUGUUACUUUUAAUAUUUCCUGUAUUAUAACAUGGAUGGUGUGCCAUGGUUAUACUUCUACCCCCCCAGUACAGAUGAAAUGAUAUUGGUGAAUACCAUCCUGAAGCAGUGUACCAAAGGCUCCAAAUUGUUCUUCAUAGCCAUGUUGUGCUACAACUCUUUCCUGGCCCUCAUUUGUUUUUUGUUCGCAUUCAAAGGCAAAAAGUUGCCCGAUUUGUACAAAAAUGCAAGUCUUGUCUCCAUGAGUAUGAUGCUGUUUCUGAUCGUUUGGAUCCUCUUCAUCCCCAUUUAUAUCAGCAACUUUGGGAAGUACAAAAGAGCCAUACAUAGUGCAGCCAUUCUCGUUUUUGGCUACAGCAUCCUCUUCCUUCACUUGGCCCCAAAGUGUUACAUCAUGGUGUUCAGAAAAGAGAUCAAUAAUGAGAGGGCCAUAACCGAGUACAUCCGGAAACAUUAUGAGCAGAGAGGCAUCGCUGUGGUGAAAUCAUAAUCUCACAUGCACACAGCUGAAUUAAUGACAAAACAUUUCAAAUUGAAAUACAAAUCAUUGAAAUGUGGAGAAUAUUGAAGUAUACGAGCCAGACAGGAGAGAAGUAAAAUCUGAAAAGAAAGCAUUUUGUUAAAUGAAGAGCAGAAAGAAAAACAAUCGUCCUUCCUUUAGUUUAGCCUCAAUUUAUUUGGAGUUUUUCAUCUCUGUUCUCAUCAGUUUUUACUUUUUUUUUCUUCAACAUUUAACUUCAUUCUCAACAUUGGAUUUAUCCAUGUCAUUUUGACUUUAUUGUUAAAACUUUCAGCUCUUCAUGUUUCAUCUCAUUCUCCACAUUUGAAUUAAUUCUCAACAUUUUGGCUCAAUAUUUCAUCUUUAUUAACAACAUUCAACUCUAUUCCCACUAUUUGUUCUCUACCUCUGUCUAGACAAUCCUCCCUCAUUCUCAACAAUCUGACUUCAUUGUUGACCUUUGUGCUUUUUUUCAUAAAGGUAAUAUUCUUGACAUUUCAACUUUAUUCUCAACACUGCAUCUCAAUUCUGGAAUUUUAAAUGGAAACAAAAUCAGAUUUCUAAUAUUUUGUUCUAUACAGAUGUACAAUUGUGUUUUUAAACUGCAAUUGAAUUAUUGUGUGUGUUGAUAACUCAGCUUUGUUACGAGCAGGCAGAUUCUGUUACCAUUGUACAUUUUCUUCUGUCUUCAUGCUAAGCUAAGCUAUGCUAUGCUAAGCUAAAUUGACCAGCAUCAUCCUUGAUGUGUGGCAGAUGGAUGAAGUCUCAUCUAACCUACAGGUUACUACAGGUUUACUAGUGAGUGUCACUAAACACUGUUUGUGCAGAGUAUUGCUUCUGUCUGACCAUAAAAUACAAUUUACUUAAAAUCUGCUGCUGUAUCAUGAGACUCUUAACCUACGUUUCUCCCUUAUCAAAAUUUGAAAACAAUUAAUGAAUGGGACAAAACCUAUACAGGUUGAACAUACAGUAUGUGUUGUAUGACACCUUUUACCUCCUUUACUUUUGCUCUGUAAAUAUUGAUAUUUGUGCGUGUUGGCAGUCGUAAACAAGCUUAUCAGUUUUACAUUUCUAACCAAAUAGCCUUCAGGUUGUGUCAGACACUCGAACUAAACAGAUCAUGAAAGGACGGGUAGUUUUGUUUUUUGCUGCUUUUAACUUUAUCUGAUAUUUCUUUUCUUUUGUAUUUGAUAAUGGUAUAUUAUUUGUCUUUAAAAGAGACGAUUUUUUGGCUGAUGCUUCAUAAAGGACUUUACACUGUCAAAUGUUUUCUUUUAUUUAUGGGGGAUGCUUAGGUUAAAAAAAAAAAGAAAAGGGAACCUUUCAACAAUCCUUCUGUUUUGGGUCAGGAUGAUGUUAGGCAUAUGAACAGCAUCUGAUGAGUGGACAAUCUCAUUUCCCCCACCUCUGAUUGUGUUGCUUUGAAGCCAGAUGGUUGGUUGUGUUUUUUCCUGUAUUAUAAAAUGGAUGGUGUAUGCUUAUGAAUAGACAAGAAUGUUUUUAGUAAUCUAGAAAUGUCAGGAAGCUUUUUCAAUAAAAUAAUGGUACACUGGUGUAAAUAAAAUAAAAUAAAAAUCUACACAAUGUUCAACAGUGUUUAUGUAACACAGAACUCUAGUCACACUGUAACAGUUCAGGCAGAAAUGUUUAAACCAGUUCCUACUGUGGGACAUCGUGCUUACAAGAGCGU
This is a messenger RNA of Labrus mixtus (cuckoo wrasse), 8292 nucleotides long. Its product is annotated as G-protein coupled receptor family C group 6 member A-like. Bases 36 to 2576 code for a protein of 846 amino acids. Gene Ontology annotation, biological process: G protein-coupled receptor signaling pathway. NCBI's taxonomy places the organism in Eukaryota, Metazoa, Chordata, Actinopteri, Labriformes, Labridae. Gene Ontology annotation, cellular component: membrane. The record is from RefSeq and is a predicted model, not a curated record. The transcript has 6 exons. Gene Ontology annotation, molecular function: G protein-coupled receptor activity.